This is a messenger RNA of Paramuricea clavata, 2280 nucleotides long. The record is from the annotation of a GenBank genome assembly. NCBI's taxonomy places the organism in Eukaryota, Metazoa, Cnidaria, Anthozoa, Malacalcyonacea, Plexauridae.
UGUCAAUCCAAAGCGAAGGCGGAAGUGUUUAAAAACCUCGUCUGUUUCUUGCUCUCGAUUUAUUUGCUUUACAAUGUGAGAUAAAUAUGUGAAAGAAAGAUCAUUGGUAUCGAAUCUUUAACUAGAAAGUGACGCAAUGUUUCUAUGAGCUAUGAAGCAUGGCUCGCUGCCCGACCGAAGAGAAAUAUGGCUACGAAGACUGUCGAUUUGAAAAAGAUGUCGACGAAAAUUUUCAUUGUUCUAUCUGCUACAAUGUUCUUAAAGAACCAAGGACGUGUAGGAAUAAUGAUCACAUCUUUUGUCUUGCCUGCAUCACUCAACAUCUAAAGGUGAACUCUCAAACUUGUCCUGAAUGUAAUGAGCAUUUGAGCGUCCACACGCUUCGUCGGCCGCGUGUGUUGAACAAUUAUUUGUCUAAACUAAAGAUAAAUUGUGAUCAUGCCAGUCGGGGAUGUCCUCAGUUUACCUGUCUUGAAAAUCUCAAAACUCACGUGGCGAAUUGUGGCUAUGCAAAGUGUGCUAUAGUUAACAAACAAGAUAAAUUUGAAGUUUGUGGGUAUAGGAAAGUGAAAUGUAGUGACUUUGGGCAGAUGCAGGAAGAUGUCGGAAUAUUGAAAGGAAAUUUAAUGGAACUGAAUGGCAAAGUGGAACAAGCUGUGAAAGGAAUAAAGAAGUUGGGCGAAAAAGUGGAAGCAAUGAAGGAAAUAAACGAAAAAGUGGAAGCUGCAAGUGGAGAAAUGAAGAAGGAAAUCGGGGAAGUUAAGAGAGAAGUCAAAGAUAUGAAGAACAAUUUUUCAAAAGUGAACAAAGACGUGGACGAAGUCAAAGUCAUGAUGAUUCAAAUGCUUGAACUGCUGAAUAAACUGCCAUCUUCGACUGAGGGAAUGUUGAACACACCAAGAGAGGAUAUUUUGAUUGCAGGUGGAUAUGGAGGACCUUGGAGUGAACCUGGCCAAAGUACGGAAGUUUAUUCCUGGGAGAAAAAUGGUUGGUUUGAGGUGUCGCCAAUGAAUGACGACCAUGAAGGAGCUUCGUCGUUUAUCUAUAAAGAUCAGUUCUUUGUUGUCGGGGGAGCAGACAGUAAGGCAAUAGAGACCUUGAAUCUCGAUGAAUUACCUUUGAAAUGGACGAAAUUUCUUGGGGAACUGCCUUAUCCGUGUGAUGAUCAUCAAAUUGUUGUUUACCAGCAGAGUGUCAUUCACAUUGGUGGAUUUCGAUAUGGCAAACGAUGGUCUAACGUGAUUAGUGAAUUGCAACUUACUUUGCCUUGCGUUAUGAAAGAGUUGUGUCAAAUGCCUCAACCACGAGGGCAUCAUUCCGCUGAGGUACUUGAAGAUAAAGUGCUGAUUUUAGGAGGAUUUAACUCCGUCAAGAUUACAAACAGUGUAUUGGAGUUUGAUCCAAAAAGGAAUGAAUGUAAAGAGAUGCCAAAAUUACCGUCUGCCUUGAGGAGAAUGGCGACAGUUGGCUGGAGGGAUGAAGUAGUUGUGCUUGGAGGUCGUGAUAAGGAUGACCAAAUUCUGAAUGAUGUUUUCAUGUACAACUCCAAGACUGGCAAGACCACAGCCUUACCAUCCAUGUUGGAGAAGAGAGAUGGAUGUUGCGCAGUUAUUACUGGAAAUACUAUUGUAGUGAUGGGAGGUAGGAAUGAGAAACGUCAAUAUCUCAGUUCAGUGGAGUGUUUUACAAUGGGAGGUUCUACAUGGGAGUAUCUUCCUGCCAUGAACAAUGCCAGGUCCAGAGCAGUUGCUGAAGUUUUACCUUCCGCACGAAAAUAUGUGUAAAUUGGACAUUGAGACAAUCAUAAGACGUUAAUUCAUAAUUAGAUUACGUUUUCGGACACAAUCACAUGGUUCAGCUAUGCUGGAUUGAGUAUAAGUUGUGUUUUUGUUUGCAAAUUGUCAGAUUGGACCAUAUGCGUACAAUGAGCACUCCCCGACACUUUGUGAACCAAAACACAAUUGGUUAGAUUCAUCAUUGCCAUUAGUUUAAACCAAGAUUUUGAGAUAAACCAACCUCUAUUAGAUACAGUACAUAAUGAUCACACAUGCCCAUAAAAUAAUAUUAAUAAUGUAAUAGCAUUAAACAUUUCCACAUACUCCAGAUUUUACAGAUUGCAGCUUUUCUCACUCCAAGUUUUACAGAUUACAGCUUUUCUCACUCCAGAUUUUACAGAUUACAGCUUUUCGCACUCCAGAUUUUACAGAUUAUGGACCUUUUUCACUCCAGGUUUUACAGAUUACAGCUUUUCUCUCUCCAGAUUUUACAGAUUACAGCUUU